This is a messenger RNA of Polychytrium aggregatum, 1754 nucleotides long. RefSeq lists its product as uncharacterized. Bases 239 to 1474 code for a protein of 411 amino acids. The transcript has 2 exons. The record is from RefSeq and is a predicted model, not a curated record. NCBI's taxonomy places the organism in Eukaryota, Fungi, Chytridiomycota, Chytridiomycetes, Polychytriales.
CGACGACAAGACCCUCACUCCACAAAAUCCAUUUCUAAUACACAGCACCGACACAACUACACCCUCACUCGACAACAUCACUCCUUGAGAACCAAGGAAGGAAGUCGAGUGACAUCCUCUCUGACAGGAAUUCGAGUGACACCCUCUCUGACAGGCACAAUCGCCCCAGCGGCGCCGCUGGGUAUAGGGUAUAUGAGGGACCUGGUGUGCGUCGCUGGAGCACCUCUCCUUCAUCACCAUGUCCUCCCUGGUUACCAAGCGCAUCACCCGCUCGAUGAGCACCCGGGCUACCAAGCGCCAGCGCCUCCAUGAGCAGCUGAUCUCCUUGGGAAUCGAAGAGACCUACCCCAUCCUCCUGGCCGUCCUCUCGAUCCCUGAGCUGAUCGAGAUGCUCCCCGCUUGCAGUCUCGCGAAGCUCAAGGCAACUUCCAGCGACGUGAGGGCUCUGCUCUCGACCAAGACCGUGGGGAUUCGCAUCUGGGCCGAGUGGUUCAACAAGCAACACCACACCAGACUCCUCUCCGAUGGCUGCGUCCAACUGGUCAAGUAUUUCCCCACCGGGCCAGUCGCCUUCGACGUCAAGUGGCUCAAGACCAUUCCGAAAUACGAGGUCUCGGCCGAGUUCGUCCGAGUCGCAUGCCACACCCGCCUUGGCAACCCCGAAUCCCAUAUCGUGCAGCGACUCCUCGAGGCCAAGCAUAUCCCCACUGCGAUGUGGGUCGUCGAGAACGGGUUCUGCGAUGGCGAAAUCCACAGCAAAUGCCUUUCCGUCUUGACCAACCGAUCCGAGGCACUCGACGACUUCCUCGUUGAUCAUAGGAACAUCUUUCUCAGGGGACCAUCUGUCGAGAUCGCCCAGGCGUACUUUCAGUGGCUCAAGUCGUUGGACGCAUCAAAAUUGAAGAUCAAGUACACCUUCCACGAAUGCUAUCGAUUCGGCAGAGGUACUGAUGCCAACCCGACCCGGGCCUUGGAUCUCCUGGUCGAAUGUGCUCGAAGUGGUUAUCAUGACAGCGUCCAGCAGAUCUACGACAUCUGCCGAUAUGGAUGGAUCCGACAUGCGCCCCAUGCAUCGUCCAUCUGGCAUUGGUUGUCUGAAUCGUCGGGGCACAGUCUCCCUGAAAGGGACAGGAACCUUCUGAGUGUCUACUGCAUGAAGAACUCGAUUGGCUUCCCUCGAUGGAUGACCUGCAAGGCUACAUAUCAGUAUAGGCUGCUCAUGGCGUACAGGGAUGGUAGCAAGAUAGCACGCCAGCAAAUCCUCAGCAUUUCCCCCAGUGCACCACAUAACUGGGAUCGCCCAGACCACUGGGUUGAUAUGAUCGCUCUGAACGACAUCACAGCAGCCAGAAACGACCCCCAAGUUCAAGUCGUGUUUGUCAAGCUACUCAAGCGCUCCAUCAUGGUCAAGAGCAAUGGUGCUGUUCUUUGGUCUCACUAUGAGAGGCUCAUUCGCGAGCGCUACACACAGUGAAUGGAGUACGCACCCCUUCUUCAGAUGUAGGCACCAUCGAGCCAUGGUUUUGUGUGGUGUGGUCGAUUUGUUUGUAUUUUGAUGCAUAGCUGUACUCCCCGCUACACGAUGGUGGUGUGGGAGAUGUCGGACAUCAAAUACACAGCCCACUCCAUGACUAAUGCAGAAUUCUGUCGUCCUAAUGCACGCCCACUCGAGAGCUGAUGCACGGGUGAUCCACACUAAUACACACGACCCGAAACGUCUCCAUGGUUCGUGGAGUGGUCUUGUUCGCUCUGAA